Molecule: messenger RNA, 672 nt
Organism: Penicillium cataractarum
Lineage: Eukaryota; Fungi; Ascomycota; Eurotiomycetes; Eurotiales; Aspergillaceae
Product: LysM peptidoglycan-binding domain-containing protein
Exons: 1
Coding region: 1-672 (223 amino acids)
Source: RefSeq, a predicted model, not a curated record
AUGGUAGUUGGCCUUGCCACUACUGCUUUCGCUGUCCCUCACACCUCUCGGGGUGCCUGUGAUUCAUCCUCGUUGAACAGUACCACAUUCACCUACACAACUACGUCGCAUGAUACAAUUUUCAGCAUUGCGAAAAAGUUCGACCGUGGUGCUUGCGACAUUGCCCGGGCCAACCGUAUGAUCGAUGCGGAACAUCUCUUUGCAGGAUUCACACUGCUCAUCCCAGGCCAAGUCUGCAAUCCAGACAGCAGCACUUGUCUCCUGACUAGACAGAACGCAACCGCAACAUGUGUGAAAGGUGGACCGCAUGACUACAAGACAAUUGCCGGAGAUACUGUUGAGAAGAUUGCCUUGUACAAAUUGAAUGUUACUGUGGAUACUGUUAUGAGUGAAGCUAGCGAAGCGGGGAUUUCGUCUGCGACGGAGGAGAUCCCCGCUGGGACGUUCAUCAAAGUUCGCCAAUGCGUGCCGAGUACCUGCACUAUUACUCCUUUCCACUUUACAUAUGGUGUCUACAAGGAUCUGGCAGAGAAGUUUGGAACUACUGUUGGGCAGAUCAUGUCUUUUAAUGGUGCCUAUAACUAUAGCGAUCAUUCGGACGCCGAGGCAGCUUGGAUUACUGUGCCAAUGGGAUGCACGAAUCUUGCUUUGAAUGUUACUGUGGAGAUCUAG